Messenger RNA from Ilex paraguariensis (yerba mate), 309 nucleotides. NCBI's taxonomy places the organism in Eukaryota, Viridiplantae, Streptophyta, Magnoliopsida, Aquifoliales, Aquifoliaceae. The record is from the annotation of a GenBank genome assembly.
AUGGCUACCUCCACCAGAAGGGUGGAACAAACUAACACAGAUGGAUCUGCUCAGGGAAACCCAGGUCCAACAGGGGUGGGUGGUCUAAUAGAGGACACCUCAGGUAGCUUUAUUGCAGGUUUCAAGGGGGACACUGGAAGAUCUACAAGCUUGGUUGCUGAACUUAGGGCGCUGAGAGAGGGAUUUAGAAUGGCAGAAAUGCUUCAGAUACCCAAGCUGACAAUCAAUUUCGAUGCUCAGGUGACUAAAGGAACAGUUCUAGGAGGUGAGGAUAAAGCCGGAGAUGCAGGAAUCCAACCAGUGUGCUGA